Trichoderma breve is the source of this 759-nucleotide messenger RNA. RefSeq lists its product as uncharacterized. Bases 1 to 759 code for a protein of 252 amino acids. NCBI's taxonomy places the organism in Eukaryota, Fungi, Ascomycota, Sordariomycetes, Hypocreales, Hypocreaceae. The transcript is spliced from 2 exons. The record is from RefSeq and is a predicted model, not a curated record.
AUGGCUCGCUCACUCGCCCUUGUCGCGCUUUUCGGCGCCGCUGCAAUGGCGGCUCAAUCUACUACCGUCUCUCUGCUACUACCCUAUACCCUUCGCCAUGCUUACUUUGGCUCUGUUAUUGGCGCUGAUAGCACGGCUACGACGUACGCCUAUGGGUGUGCACCUGGACUCAAUGGAGUCAAACCCGAUGACGAAGACUGCGGCUUUGGAAAAAGCCAGACCGUUACUCAGGGCCCUAGCACAUGGAUUUACACUUAUACUAUUGAGGAGGGCUCUGUCACCCUGGGCGGUCACUGCAAGCUCUCCAGCGCGGUAGACUUGGGUUCAUGCACCAUCUACACAUACGCAACAAGCACCGACGGCAGCGUCACUUCCUCUACGUCCUCGGGCACCCAGCCGUUCCUCACGUUCCAGGUUCCCGUCACCAUUACCGCCGGCCUCGAGAAGCUCCCGGCCGCUCCCGGCUCCACGGCCACGGAUGGUUCAACUUCUGCUCCUACAAGCACUGGUGCUUCUGAGACUUCGCAGACGAGUGCUUCUUCGGGAGCUGCGUCUACGAGUCUUGCUAAGGAGACGACUAUUUCUUCGGGUGCUGCGUCGACGACUAUUGCUGAGCAGACAACCGUUGUGAGCACUGGUACCAGCACUUCUUCUACUACUGCUGCGCCUAGUAGCACCAACGCUGCCGGUCUUAUGAACGCUCAGAAUGGUUUGUUGGCUGGUGUGGCUGCUGUUGUCGGUGGUGUUAUGAUGUUGUAG